AUUAAUUCUUUUCUAGAUUAUUUAUUACUUUCCCAUAAAGUUUCUCCAUAACAGGUAUCACUCAAUCGUCAUCAUUCACUUUAUUUUUAUGUUUUAUUUACCAAAAUUAAAGCUCCAUGUUCUUCCUUGCAUAUAAACAAUGUGAACUCCACCUUAGGUACAACUAGCAUUUAUCCCAAUUUUUGUAUACAUUCUUUCUCUUUCACCUUCUUUCAAGGCUCCACUUUUAUAAUUCCGUGUACAUUUCUUCAUCAAAGAUAUCAAACUUGUUCUCUAUCUCUCUUUUUACAUACUCUGCAAAUAUCAUAUAUUCUUCCACAAUCCUCAUCUGAGAGGUUUUUAAUUUUGUUCCUGACAAUGUUUUUAGUAGUUUUUUCUUGUUAAUUUUCAGAAUGAUUUACUAACAGGUUUCUGAUCCAAGGUUUAAGAUGGUGUAGUUUCCUUGAAUUCUCAUCUGGGUUCAACCUGUUUGAUGUUUUGACUGAAUCAGUCUGAAUCAGCUGUGAUUGUCUGAUAAAAAUCAAAAAUUCAAUUUUUUUUUUUCUUGUUGCUUUCGUCACAAUACUUGGAUUUGAGAAACUGGGGACAUGGGUUCUUGUCUAACUAAAGAUUCAGAACCAGAACGCAAUGGUUACAGACAUGCUGCGACAGGUGGUGUGCACACCCAGAAGACUCACGAACCUUUGGUCAACCAAUCAAGAGUUCCUGCAAAUCAACCAUAUCAUAUACAGGAAAAGCAUACUGCAUCCACUGCUCAGACAGUGCCUCAGAUACCAUGGAAGCCUUCUGGUCCUGCCCCCAGUCCUAAACCUGUGGCUAGUGUUAAGCAAGACACAAUUCUAGGGAAGCAAUUUGAAGAUGUGAAGCAGUUCUACACACUUGGAAAGGAAUUGGGUAGAGGGCAAUUUGGGGUGACAUAUCUUUGCACUGAGAAUUCAACUGGGAUUCAGUAUGCCUGCAAGUCUAUUUCUAAGAGGAAACUUGUGAGUAAAUCUGAUAAGGAGGAUAUAAAGAGGGAGAUUCAGAUUAUGCAGCAUUUGAGUGGGCAACCCAACAUUGUUGAGUUCAAAGGGGCUUAUGAGGAUAGGCAAUCAGUUCAUGUUGUGAUGGAGCUGUGCGCUGGUGGGGAGCUUUUUGAUAGGAUUAUCGCCAAGGGGCAUUACAGUGAGAGGGCUGCUGCUUCAAUAUGCAGACAAAUUGUAAAUGUAGUUCAUAUCUGCCAUUUCAUGGGUGUGAUGCAUAGGGAUCUGAAGCCAGAGAAUUUCUUGUUAUCUAGUAGGGAUGAAAAUGCACUACUCAAGGCAACAGAUUUUGGUUUAUCCGUUUUCAUUGAAGAAGGAAAGGUAUAUCGGGAUAUAGUUGGUAGUGCUUACUAUGUUGCUCCUGAAGUUCUGCGGCGCAGAUGUGGGAAAGAAAUAGAUAUAUGGAGUGCAGGAGUCAUAUUAUAUAUCUUACUUAGUGGCGUCCCUCCAUUUUGGGCUGAGUCUGAGAAGGGAAUAUUUGAUGCCAUACUGGAAGGUCACAUUGAUUUUGAAAGUCAACCAUGGCCAAACAUUUCAAACAGUGCCAAGGAUCUGGUUCGUAAGAUGCUCAUACAGGAUCCAAAGAAACGUAUAACCUCUGCUCAAGUUCUUGAGCACCCAUGGAUUAAAGAUGGAAAUGCUCCAGACAAGCCAAUAGACAGUGCAGUCCUUUCCAGAAUGAAGCAAUUCAGAGCAAUGAAUAAACUAAAGAAACUUGCCCUCAAGGUCAUUGCUGAGAAUAUGUCUGCAGAAGAGAUCCAAGGUUUGAAGGCAAUGUUUACAAAUAUGGACACUGACAAGAGUGGUACAAUCACCUAUGAAGAACUAAAGGCGGGAUUGCAAAGACUUGGCUCAAAGCUUACAGAAGCUGAAGUGAAACAGCUUAUGGAUGCUGCUGACGUAGAUGGAAAUGGCUCAAUUGACUACAUAGAAUUCAUCACUGCUACUAUGCAUAGACACAAGUUAGAAAGAGAUGACCAACUCUUCAAGGCCUUCCAAUAUUUUGAUAAAGACAACAGUGGGUAUAUUACAAGAGAUGAGCUGGAAUCAGCCAUGAAAGAAUAUGGUAUGGGUGAUGAUGCCACAAUCAAGGAAAUCAUAUCUGAAGUUGAUACUAUUAUCUCUGAAGUGGACACGGAUCAUGAUGGUAGAAUCAACUAUGAAGAAUUCUCUGCAAUGAUGAAGAGUGGAAACCAACAAGGCAGGCUAUUCUAAAGCACACCAUCUAACCAGUCUGAGGGUCUGGUUUCCAAGAUCCCUCUUGGUUAAUAGGUUUAUUUAUACCACUGAGAAGUACUUCCAAAAGUUGGUAUUACUCAUUGGCAUGUAAAGCUUCCGUUUAGAAUGUUUGAUUUACAAUGCUUCACAUGACCGUUAAUCUACUUCCUGUUUCAUUUUUGGUUU
This is a messenger RNA of Vigna angularis (adzuki bean), 2426 nucleotides long. Its product is annotated as calcium-dependent protein kinase 2. Gene Ontology annotation, cellular component: nucleus; cytoplasm. The record is from RefSeq and is a predicted model, not a curated record. Gene Ontology annotation, biological process: intracellular signal transduction; peptidyl-serine phosphorylation; protein autophosphorylation. Gene Ontology annotation, molecular function: calmodulin binding; calcium/calmodulin-dependent protein kinase activity; ATP binding. The transcript has 8 exons. Bases 588 to 2237 code for a protein of 549 amino acids. NCBI's taxonomy places the organism in Eukaryota, Viridiplantae, Streptophyta, Magnoliopsida, Fabales, Fabaceae.